Messenger RNA from Lodderomyces pseudojiufengensis, 1131 nucleotides. RefSeq lists its product as uncharacterized. Gene Ontology annotation, molecular function: Hsp70 protein binding. Lineage: Eukaryota; Fungi; Ascomycota; Pichiomycetes; Serinales; Debaryomycetaceae. Gene Ontology annotation, cellular component: cytoplasm. The transcript has a single exon. The record is from RefSeq and is a predicted model, not a curated record. Bases 1 to 1131 code for a protein of 376 amino acids. Gene Ontology annotation, biological process: protein refolding.
AUGCAAUUUACAUUUCUACUAUCAACUAUCUUUCUAAGUCUAGUCUCCUUUGUACUAGCUAAAAAGAAUUUUUAUCAAAUAUUAGGAGUUGAUAAAUCAGCUUCUGAAAAAGAAAUAAAAUCAGCAUAUAGACAAUUAACUUUAAAAUAUCAUCCAGAUAAAAAUAAAGGAGAUGAAGAAGCUCAUGAUAAAUUUAUAGAAAUUGGAGAAGCUUAUGAAGUAUUAAGUGAUAAAACUAAAAGAAAAAAUUAUGAUCAAUUUGGUGAUCCAAAUGGUCAACCACAACAUCAACAAUUUGAUUUUGGUGAUAUGUUUGGACAAUUUUUUGGAGGACAUCAUGGUGGAGGUGGUGGAAGACAUCAACAAGUUCAAAGAGGUGCAGAUACUUCAACUAAUAUUCAUUUAUCUUUAAAAGAUUUUUAUAGAGGAAAAUUAGUAUCAUUUGAUGUUGUUAUGCAAAAUACUUGUUCAAAAUGUGAUGCUACUGGUUCUAAAGAUAAAAAAACUCAUCAAUGUGAAAAAUGUCAUGGUACUGGACAAAUUACAGUACAACAUCAAUUAGCACCUGGAUUUAAUCAACAAAUUAGAAUGGUUUGUGAUUCAUGUCAAGGUCAAGGUAAAAAAAUUACAAAUCCAUGUUCAACAUGUCAAGGUUCAGGAGUAGUAAGAGGUCAAAGACAUUAUGAUAUACAUUUAGAACCAGGACAACCAAGAGAUUCCUCAAGAAAAUUAGAAGGAGAAGGUGAUCAAUCUCCAAAUUGGAUACCAGGAGAUUUAAUUUUAAAUUUUAGAGAAAAAUUUGAUGAAAGUUGGGGUUAUAGAAGAAUAAAUAAUAAUUUAUAUAGAACUGAAGUUAUAACAUUAAAUGAAUCAAUUAACGGUGGUUGGGAAAGAAAAAUUCCAUUUUUUGGAGAAGAUGAAGAUUCAGAAAUUGAUCAUGAAAUAAUAUUAAAAAGACAAAAGGGAGAAAUUAUAAUUGAUGGACAAAUUGAAAUUAUAAAAGGUAAAGGUAUGCCUAUAUUAAAUGAUCAUGAUGAAGAAGAUAAAUUUGGUGAUUUAUUUAUUGAAUAUAAAGUUUUAAUACCUGGUGGUAAUGUAAAAAGUAAUGAAAUUAAAAAAGAUGAAUUAUAG